CACACUAAGUUCGCGUGUGCUUCUCACGGCGGCGGCGGCGGCUGCCGCUACGUCUUCCGCUGGUCUCCCUCGCUCUCUUUGCCGGGCCGUGGACUGGAGUCGCAGCCUCAGCAUCAGGGGGCGGGAAUUUCCCAUAAUGCUCUAGGCGGGCGGCCCGGGGGAUGAGCGGGCAUUGCGUCUGAGAAUGACCCCAGCGCAGGACUAGGCCCCUACAUCAUAAAAGUGGGGCGGAAAGUGGGGGGGGGAGCAGCCGCCUCCGGGGGCCAUUUUUUGGGGGGGAGGGGUGUAGAUAGAAAACCCCCCUCGGUUUAAGGCUAGGCCUUCCUCUCAGCCCAACUGAGCCUGUGUGGAAGCGGGGCCGGGGGGGGGGCGGCUCUCGCCAUCAUCACCUGAACCACUAGCGAGAGGGAGGAGAAGGAAGAGGUUCGUCUUUUGGGUACCUGCGUGAGCGUGAGAUCUGGUGUUAAGCACUAUGCAUCGUGCCGCAAGAAACAGAGGCCUUCUUGAAGAGGUACCAGCCUUAUGCAAAUACAGUAGUUCAGGCCUCCGUUCCCAUAUCACAAUGAAGAGUGCCCGUGGUAGCAGCUCUUCUUUCCAGGGUGCCAGUGCCAAUGGUGUGGAUCUCAGUCUUACAGGGCUGCCCAUGCAAGUGCUUCAGCGCCCAAGCAGUGCCUCUCCAGGCAAGCACAUUGCUCGCUCCAUCUCCGUCAUUACUGAAAACAAGCCCAAGAGGAAUAUCCUAGAAGAUGCAGGGCUUGGCACCUCCAGAGCUAUGAACAAUUUACGAAGAUCCAAUAGCACGACUCAGGUUAACCAGCGUGUGAACGGUGCCUUUAGCAGUGUGGAGCAGCACGGAGACUUCCUGACUUUGUUUGAAAGUAGCUCAGGUGGAAGAAAGAAACUAGCAAGUCUGAGUAAAGUCUCCCCGGAAAAGAAAACAACAUGGAACAUCCUGGAUGAGCAGCCCAGAACAUUUCCUGUCCCAUCCAGCACUCAAGAGGCCCCUGCAGGCAUGAGGAAGAAAGAAAUCUAUGUGCCACUUGCAGCCAACUUCACUGCAAAUAACAGGAGUAACAAAGGUGCAAUGGGCAACUGUGUAACCACCAUGGUGCAUAAUAACUACUCCACUGCGGACAAGGCAGCUGCGCCCAAGAGCUCCAACCAGGCCACAACCUCCCUCAAUAACAUUAUCAAAGCCACUUCCAAUGAAGACACCGAGAGUAGCAGCUACAUGAAGUCCCAGAAAAACUUUUCCAGCAGCAAUAUCCUGGCUCGGAACAAUAAUAACAGCAGUAGCAGUAACCCCCUCAGGAGGCAGGAAGUAUCGGAGGAGGAGGCUGAGCGGUUCAUUAACCAGGUCAACUUGGCUGCUGUGAUGAUACAGCGCUGGUACAGACGACACUCUCAGAGGCACAAGGAAGGUGCAGCCCAGCUCAGGCGCUUACUAGCUUCCAAAAGAGAGGAAAGGCAGCAGCAACUCACAGAGGAGGGCAACAUGUUGGAUUUGCAGCGGAGGCGAGACGAGGAGAGGAAAAAGAUUCGAGAGGAGAAGGCACGUCUUGCCAGACGAGCAGCCAUUCAGGAGCUGCAGCAAAAAAGAGCCCAGAAAGUCUUGGAUACACAACGCUUGGUUGAGGAGGAGCUGGCAGCAAUGAAAGAGAGCAAGAAAACCAGAAGAAGAAAACCUGAGAAGGCUGGCUCUGUGAAGAACACUAGCCCUGCCAACAGCAUCAUCAAAGCCAACAAUGCAGAUGCCAACUUCCACUUUGCAGCUGCAGAUACAGAAGAACAUUCUGCUGGGGCUUGUCUGUCUGUCUCAGGACAAAACAAACUACCUGAAGAUCAGCCACAGGAUGUCAGCUCUGGAAAGAUGGGCAGUGAAGACUUGGAAACUAUUAUCACUGCAGCCAGCAGAGCACAGUCCAAAGUCACCCUUAAUGAGCUACUGGAUACCUUAAAGUUGUUGGAGGAGGAGCCAGAGUUGCCACCACAACCCAAGGCCUGCAAAGAAGAUAAAUAUGCUUGGGUAGAUGGGGAGGCUGACUCAAAUUCUCUCACUGCUGACAACCUGGAGAAGUUUGGGAAACUGAACUAUUCUCCGGGAGUCCCUGAGGAAGGCACGCUCCUCUCGGAAGCCAAACUUCAGAGCAUCAUUAGUUUCUUGGAUGAGAUGGAGAAAUCCGAGCAGGAGCGACCUAGGUCUGCUGCCUCUGCUUCCCAGCGAGAGGGGCUCUUGUCAGAAGAAGAGCUAGCUCACCUGGAGCAGGCAUCAGCAGUUGCCACAGAGGUUACCAGCUCCAUCAUGCGGCUGAAGCUGGAGGUAGAAGAGAAGAAGAGAGCCAUCACAUUGCUACAGACAGCACUGGCACAGCAACGGGAGCUGACUGUACGUCAUGUCAAAGGGACAGAGAAAGAGCUGAGCCGCCAGCUGGCACUACAAAGGGAGCAGUAUGAAGCAGCUAUCCAACGGCACCUAGCCUUCAUCGACCAGCUGAUUGAAGAUAAGAAGACUCUGAGCGAGAAAUGUGAAGCGGUGGUGACUGAACUGAAACAAGUGGAUCAGAAAUACACGAAGAAAAUUGCCCAGAUGCAGGAGCAGCAUGAGCUGGUUUGGCGCACUCUGGGCCCCCUCUGUGAGGAAAUAAAGAAGCUGAAGGAACUCAUGAGUGCCACAGAAAAGAUCCGCCGGGAGAAAUGGAUUGAUGAGAAAACCAAGAAGAUCAAAGAGAUCACUGUUAAAGGUCUGGAGCCUGAGAUUCAGAAGCUUAUUGCUAAGCACAAGCUAGAGAUCAAAAAGCUGAAAACGCUGCAUGAAGCAGAGCUGCUACAAUCCGAUGAGCGGGCAGCCCAGCGCUACGUACGCCAGACGGAGGAGCUGAGGGAGAUGCUGGAGCAUGAGAAAGAAGAGCAGGGGCAACGAGAGAGAGAGCUGGCAAGGCAACGGCCAAACCAAGGAUACAGCACCCUUGGUAAGACCCUCUCUGAAAGAGUCCCUCCACACAGGUAUGAGAAACAACUGGAGCAGGAGGAACAGGCUCUGCAGCAACAGAGGCGCCGACUGUACAAUGAGGUGGCCGAGGAGAAAGAAAGGCUCAACCAGCAGGCGGCCAGGCAGAGGACUGAGUUGGAGGACCUGCGGCGGCAGCUGGAAGAGAACAGCUCUGUUGUUACCAAAGCUUUGAAGGAGGAAUAUAAGAAAGGGAAGGAGGAGCAGGAGCGACGCCAUCAGGCAGAGGUGCAGGCCUUGAAGGUGCAGCUGGAGAUGGAGAAGCAGGCCUGGGAGGCCAACUACCUGAAGAAGGAGGAGGCCUGGCUGCUCACUCGGGAGCGAGAGCUGAGGGAAGAAGUCCGGAAAGAAAGGGACAAGGAGAUUGAACUGGUCAUUCAGCGGCUAGAAGCUGACAUGUCCUCUGCUAAGGAAGAGUGUGAGAGAGCCACAGAGAACAGAAUAAAGAGAUUGCGGGACAAAUAUGAAGCAGAGCUGCAAGAAAUGGAACGCUCAGAACGUAAACUCCAGGAGCGCUGCAACGAGAUGAAGGGACGGCUCUCGGAGGCAGAAGGCGAGAAUUUUCACCUGCGAGGUCUGCUGCGGCAGAAGGAACAGGAGACAGAGGAUAUCCGAAAGGUAGCGGAUCAGCUAAGUCAGGAGCGCAGCAGCCUCUCUGAGGUCAUCCGGCAGGAAUUUGCAGAUCGGCUGGUGAGCACAGAGGAGGAGAACAAGCGGCUCAAGACAGAAAUGGCUGAGCUUCGUGCCCGGCAACGCUUGGAACUGGACAGAGUGAGGAGGGACAAAGAGGAGGAGCUGGAAGAAGUGCAUAAAAGAGUGAAGACAGCAAUUGUGAAGAAAGAGGAAGCAGUGAACAGCCUUCGAAAACUACACGAGGUGAGAGCUGCAAAGCUGCUUAUCCUUGUCACCAUUGAUGCAGAGAAUAAGACAAAAGCGGCCGUGAAGAGAGCAGACCACCUAGAAGCCCUUUUGGAGCAACAGCGUAAGCAGCUGCUAGCAGCCAAGUAGCAACUGCACUGGUACCAACAGCCCUGCAAGGGCAGAGCCAGUGAUCACGAACAGCAACAGAAAUGUGCCUGUCGUGGUCCACAAGAGACUUAAGAUAAAACGAACACUAAUCUGUAUGUGGGUGGGGGAGGGAUCACCUCUCCCUCUUUUUAAAAAAAAAAAUAUUUUUUUUAACCUGUUUCUUUACUUGUGCCUGAGAUAUGACCUCUGGGUGGUAUCCCAGUUCUUGCCAAUGUAUUUUAACAGUAAAUCCAGCUGAUUUGUAAGA
Podarcis muralis (Common wall lizard) is the source of this 4283-nucleotide messenger RNA. The record is from RefSeq and is a predicted model, not a curated record. Lineage: Eukaryota; Metazoa; Chordata; Lepidosauria; Squamata; Lacertidae.